AUGGGUGAAGAAAGAAGGGGAAGAGACCUAGGACACCGAAGAGAAAGUCCUAGUCCCAGUUUGAGACACAUUUCCCAUACCAGAGUCAAUAACUUUGAACGCAAACGUCUAAUUCCUAAGAAAGACUUCGUUUCCAAAGUAGAAUAUAAUUCCAUCUAUGAAGGUGAAAAUCAACCAUUAGAUAUCGGAAGACCUAGAUUUGAAGAAAAUGAUUCCAUCUUAUACAAUUCCACAGACCUCCAACCGGAGAAUUCAACCAACUCCAACCUUUUCGAAGAAAGUUUAAGAGAAAUGGGCGAUAAUGACAAUUUAAAGGAUGGCCAUGAUCAUGAACAUGAACAUCAUGAUGAUGAAUAUCAACCUGUGCGAGACCACCAUAUGGAAGACUUGGCCUGGAGUGAUAUUUUACCGUACUAUCUCCCAAUUUUGUCAUGGGUCCAUAGCUACAGUGUGGAAUUCUUUAUUGGUGACUUGAUUGGUGGAUUGUCAUUGGUAUUUUUCCAAUUACCUUUAUCAUUGUCAUAUGCUACAUCUUUGGCCCAUGUACCAGUGCUUUCAGGGUUAUUAUCACUUGGGAUAUCACCGAUAAUAUAUCUUUUGUUCGGAAGUGUUCCGCAGAUGAUCGUAGGACCAGAAGCUGCUAUUUCCUUGAUUGUAGGUCAAGCAGUGGAACCGUUAUUACAUCAUAAAAAACUGUUGAAUCCUAUUGAUUUGGUGGUGGCUAUAACUUUUGUUAGCGGUGCUUCAUUGUUAGGGUUCGGAUUAGGAAGGUUUGGGUUCUUAGAUAAUGUUUUGAGUGGAUCUCUUCUUAAGGGAUUUAUCAGUGGUGUAGGGAUCGUUAUGGUGAUAAAUUCUUUGAUUUCAAUGUUAGGAUUGAAUGAUGUCAUGAAAGAAAUCAAUGAUAAUCCAGCAGAUAUGGAUAUUCAUUCUCCCUUUGAUAAAUUGGUUUUCUUAAUGGAACAUUUCAGAGAGUAUGAACCUUUGACUUUCAAGAUUUCCAUCAUUGGACUCUUGUUCUUGAUGCUAGUGACGGUGUACAAGAAGAUAGAGGCCAAGAGAAACACAGCUUAUCUGAAGAAACUCAUUUAUAUCCCUGAAAUCUUAAUUAUGGUGAUUAUCUCCAGUUUCUGCUGUUAUAAGUAUAAAUGGAACGACUCAGGCAUAGACAUCAUUGGUAAGGUCCACAAUGAAAAUGGAGUGUUCAGUAUAUACAAUCCUAUCACCUUCCAUCAAUUCAAAUUGAUGAAGAAGCUCAGUACGGCGGGAUUUUUGUGUGCUAUGUUGGGAUUCUUCGAGAGCACCACUGCUCUGAAAUCCUUGGGUUCGCGGUUUAACUUACCGAUUUCCUCCAAUAGAGAAUUGGUGGCUUUAGGGUGUAUAAAUCUCGUGGGAGCGAUGUUUGGGGCAUUACCGGCAUUCGGUGGAUAUGGUAGAAGUAAAAUCAACGCUAUAUCUGCUAAAACCACCAUGCUGGGAUGUUUAAUGGGAAUUGUCACCAUUCUCACCAUCUUCUUUCUCCUUGAUUCCUUAUAUUACAUUCCUAAAUGUAUUUUAAGUGUGAUAACAGCCAAGAUCGGGAUUUCUUUGGUUGAAGAAGCUCCUUAUGAACUCAUGUUCCAUUGGAGAAGUCGUGGAUAUAACGAAUUGAUCACUUUUUUCGUUACAGUAUUAACCACCUUAUUCUUCUCUAUGGAAGCUGGGAUAGCUGUAGGAUUGGUUUAUUCUUUGAUUAGAGUGAUUAAACAUUCAGCCAUGUCAAGAAUUCAGAUUUUAGGAAGAAUCCCCGGUACAAACACUUUUGUUGAUGCUGAUAUCAAUGAAAACUUACUUACGGUUCAUUAUGAUCAAGCUACCCAUAAUAAGUUCCCAUCCUCACAAUUGAACUUAUUCACCGAUGGAUACUUCACCACUGUCAAUACUGAAGUUUUGGAAGAAAUCGAAGGGUGCUUAAUUGUGAAAAUUCCUGAACCUUUGACUUUCACCAACUGUAGCGACUUAAAGGGAAGGUUGAAGCGAGUGGAAAUGUAUGGAUCAACUAAAGCCCAUCCUGGAUUGAAACGAAGUAGAGAUGAAUCAAUGACACAAUAUGUGAUUUUCGAUUUAAGAGGGAUGUCAGAACUCGAUUCAUCAGCUGCUCAAAUCUUAAAAGAGUUGAUUAUCAACUAUCAAAAUAGGGACAUCGCAUCAUUUUUCAUCAGAGUGUCUAAACAUUUGAAAGUUAGAAAGAGACUUGAAAGUACAGGGAUCACGGAUUUAUUAAAUAGUGAUUUAACCAAAGUCAAAUAUUACCAAGCACAAGAAGAACUAAGAUCUAAUCAAUUGAGUAUAAUGACCGAAAACCCUAACUUGCACGAGAUCUUGGACUUGACAGAGAUGAAAACUCCAUAUUUCGGUCAUAUCAGUGAUGCUUUGAAGGUGAUCGAUUAUUACGAACUGAUAAGAGAAAAGUACGAUUGUUAA
Yamadazyma jaroonii is the source of this 2460-nucleotide messenger RNA. NCBI's taxonomy places the organism in Eukaryota, Fungi, Ascomycota, Pichiomycetes, Serinales, Debaryomycetaceae. The record is from the annotation of a GenBank genome assembly.